Messenger RNA from Hydra vulgaris (swiftwater hydra), 828 nucleotides. The record is from RefSeq and is a predicted model, not a curated record. NCBI's taxonomy places the organism in Eukaryota, Metazoa, Cnidaria, Hydrozoa, Anthoathecata, Hydridae.
AUGAGUGACAGCGAAGAAAGUUUUACUGAAGAAGAAAGUUACUCCGGUUCUGAUGAUGAUGUUUUAGAUUUGUGGCUUCCUGUUGUAGGAGAUGACAAUGGCCCUAAUGUUUUUGCUUUUACUGGUGUACCAGGACCCAAACAUACUAUUUCACCAGAAUCAAAGCCCAUUGAUUAUGUUGAAUUAUUUUUCACUAUAGAGUUUUUGGAAAAGUUAGUAACUUAUACCAACCAGUAUGCUGAUGCAUGGAUACAAAGUAACCAACAGCAUUUGAGAUCUCAUCCAUUGUCGAUAGGUCAUGUAUGGAUAAAGCAAGGAAAAUCAAAUCUUUUAGAAAUAAAGGCAUUCCUUGGUGUUGUUAUCAAUAUGGGUCUAAUCAAGAAAGCUAGUAUUAAACUAUAUUGGGAUAUUAGUCAUCCUUGUGCUUCCACUCCCUGGUUUGUUACUCAUUUCAAUCGUGACCAUGAGAGCAUGAUUGGUUACAAGGGAAAGACACCACAUCUCCGCCAAUAUAUGCCAAACAAGCGUCAUUCUCGAUUUGGAAUAAAAUUAUGGUGUGUUUCAGACAGCACUAAUGGGUAUUUAUCUAAGUUUGAAAUUUACAAGGGAGGAAAAAAUCCAGAUGAAGCUGUUAUUGCCCAUGGUAUGACUUACAACUUGGUUUUUCGUCUUUUGCGUCAAGCCAACCUCCUUCAUCAAGGUUAUCACUUAGGUAUUGAUAACUAUUACACUUCUCCACAACUGCUAUUGGAUCUAUAUCUACAUCAAACCACAGCAACAGGAACAGUAAGAGUAAACAUAAAAAGAUCUGACAGAAAUCUGCCUUAA